AUGGGUCAGAGCCAGGGGGCUGGUGAAGGCCCAGGACAGCAGGCAGCUCCCCUCUUCCCAACAGGGAUAGUCUCAGGACUACUCAGUCUCCAGGAUGCACUGUUCCUGCUGUUCCUGGGCCUGGGCCUGUUCUUGGGAGGCUCUGGUAUACCCUUAGCCCUGCUGGGCCUAGCUUUCUGCCUCCAUCCUUGGGACUAA
Messenger RNA from Peromyscus californicus insignis, 198 nucleotides. It is a transcript of the gene CUNH20orf141, whose product is annotated as chromosome unknown C20orf141 homolog. The record is from RefSeq and is a predicted model, not a curated record. The transcript has a single exon. NCBI's taxonomy places the organism in Eukaryota, Metazoa, Chordata, Mammalia, Rodentia, Cricetidae. The coding region runs from base 1 to 198 and encodes 65 amino acids.